UCACGUGCUGCAGUAUGCUGCCAUCUGUCGGCAGCAACCAAAUGAUGAACCCUUCAUCAGAACCUAAAGGAGCAGCUGCAGCAUACAUACAGCAGCAGGCUGCGAGGGUACCACAGGACUUCAGAGAAGCUAUGCUACACAUCCCAGUGAAGCCAGCAGACAACUCAAACAGGACAUAUGACGCAGCUGCUAAGAAAAAAACAGCCCAGAAACGAGCAGCAAAACCUUCUGCUGAUAAAUGGAAGUGUUCAUUCCAACCAUUAGUAGAUCAAGAUGACUCUCCAGACGCAAGCAAUUUCAGUUCACAAGGGGCUGAGAUUUAUGAUCCUUACGAUCCUGUCUCGUCAGACUCUGAGCACGAUAUGCGACUGGCCCAACGCCACAACCAAUCCCCAACCGAUCAAGACGACAACCUGAAGCGUCAGCGUUUGUCUCCAAGUACAGACUGCAAUAAAAAAGGCCCCUGGACCUCAAGCUACUCUGAGUCAGUUAACCUCGACAGGCAUGGCCUAAACCCUGAAACCAGACCCACCGUAAACCGAGGUCUCAGUCCAGAUCAUAGAUUGCCUGAACGACAGGUUUAUAGCCCCAACACUGAGUCCCUUGACCAUCCGGGUUAUGACUCCAUAAGUAGACCUCUGGACCACAGGGUCUGCAGCCCUGACAGGCUUUUUCAUGGCUCGUCCACCCAAAUGUUUCCUGCAUCUUAUGGAGGACAGGGGACCAAUGGGGAAGAGAGGAUAAUAAUCCCAGAAUACAGGAGAGAGAUGUCCACUACUGUUAGAUUAUCCCCACCCAUGUUACAGCGGGACUAUACACAUCAGUUGGAAUAUACAGGAACAGGACUGGAUCAAAUCCCACCUUCCACAGAGGUGCCAAGGAUCAGGAAAAUAAAUAUGAUAAUGGACAAUAGCCCCAUCUACUGUGACCUUUGCGACGUUGAGUUAGCCAAUGCCUUGAAGCUGGAGGAUCACUUGGAGAGCAAGAGUCAUUGGGACACCCUGGAGCACAUCCAGCAGCACAAUAAUUAUGAUGAUCUGACUAUAGCCUUCCUACAGAAAGUCAUGCUGCAUAAAAGCAAUCAGUGCAGCCGAGCCAUAGAGGAUAGUGCACUUCAAGCUCUCCAGGAAAACGACCACAUGACAAAGAUUGAAAUGUUCCACUGCGCGUCUUGCAGUGUCUUCCUGUCCACAUCUGCAUCCUCUGUGCACACUCACAUUACCUCUCGGGAACACCUCUCCAACACAAAGGAGUUUCAGGUGCAGCAGAGACGUUCCUGCCUUGACAAAGCAGACACUAUGAUCAAGGAGCUGAAACAUCAGUUUGAACACUUCCUGGAGGGUGGCAGCCCAUUCGAUGAUUGAAAUCAUUGAAAGACUCCAAAAUACAGUUUCGGAGGCUGUUUGCUUCAGAUGAAGAACUAGAAUAAAACCUCCAUUGCAACCACAUAAAUGCUGAGGCACCACUACUGUGUGCAGAUUUUGUCUGAAUAAAUGAAAAGGGCAUUUCGAGUCGAGGUUUGUUCACACAAUAUGGUUGUUCUUGUCGCUGUGUUCACACAUGGUUCCAUACACACAUUUGGGCACCUUAAGAAGAUAACGUUUGUAAUUGUAUUACAGAUUGAAUGGUCUUAUUUGUGUGGGGAAAAAAUAGAAAAAGUCAACUUGAUUCUUUGUUUUCUUUUAUUUAGAACAACACAAAUGUUUUAAGCAUUGUAUCUGUGUGAUAUAGUACAUUUAAAAUUAAAUUAUUUUAAAACAGUAUAUUCAAACAUUAAAUAUAGGUGACAUGUAUGAAGAGCAUCGUCAGCACUGGCUGUGCUUUGUUAGGUCUUUUUUUUCUUAACCACCUUCAGUUUUAAUUUUGUAUUUGUAUUAGAAACAAUGCAGUUACUGAAAUACUAUAAAACACUUUCUAUGCAUAA
Molecule: messenger RNA, 1924 nt
Organism: Cottoperca gobio
Lineage: Eukaryota; Metazoa; Chordata; Actinopteri; Perciformes; Bovichtidae
Exons: 12
Coding region: 15-1364 (449 amino acids)
Biological process (GO): regulation of DNA-templated transcription elongation
Cellular component (GO): nucleus; DBIRD complex
Molecular function (GO): DNA binding; zinc ion binding
Source: RefSeq, a predicted model, not a curated record